GUGCACGUAAAUGUCAUUCAGCCAUCUUGUUAUUCUUGUUCUCCUUGUUAUUCUUGUUGAAGUUAUCGCCGAAUAAAAAUAUCGAUAAAUGUUUUGCGAAGAGAUAAAUAAAUAAUAUCUAUCUAUAUAAUGGUGAGAAUAUCUAUACCAGUACCGUCUCCACCACCACCGCAGCCAAUUGAUCAAAUAUCACCAGAACAAAAUAAUCUGGAUGAAAUUGAGGUCACAAUCGUGGAGGACUCCGUAGUGCACCAAGUUGGUGACACUUACGUUGUGGAUUCUGCUGCCAGUGAUGACAUCCCGCCUCCUAAGGCCGACUUUUAUGCUCCACCACCUUAUGAGGUAGCUAGCAAGUUGCCAACAUAUGAGGAGGUUCAGCGAGAAAAGAUCCUUGAAGGGCAGUCUACAAUACCACAAACUUCUGAGUUCAGACAGCCAGCACAUGCACACAGGAUUCUAGAUAUCAACACACUCCAUGCAGACUCAAAUGAUGAUGUUGACACUAGUCUAUUGGGCACAGAUUUUAUGUUUAUCAUUGCAUUCUUUGUUGCAUUUAUAUUUAAUUGGAUUGGUUUCUUGCUUCUGAUGUGCUUCUGCCAUACAAUUGCAUCAAGAUAUGGGGCAUUAGCAGGAUUUGGUUUGUCCCUGGCAAAAUGGACCAUUAUUGUGAAAGAGUCAACUGAUAUUGCAUCCAGGGACAAAAGCUGGCUAUGGUGGUUAAUAAUGACAUUUGGUGUCAUAAUAUGCAUCAGAGCAAUUUGGCAAUAUCUGAGCAUAAAAAAAGGCUGGAGAAUGCUAACAGCUAGUCAUCAAGAGAGGCUUCUAUUCUUUUACUAAAUGCUAGUAGAGCAAUCUACAAAGAUGAAAUACAAUGUAUAAAUUGAGAUUAGAUGUGUGUUUGUUGGGUUUGACCAACAAAAUCUUCAUUUUUAAAUAUUAAUGCUGCAUUAAGGUCAAAGCUUGAAAAACGGUGUGAAUAUUUUACAAGAGACGUUUUGACAUGGUUUUCAAGCUAUUAGAUGUGUUCUUCUUAAAGUUGUAAGACUUUAAAGAAGUCUAUGACUUGUAGCACAAAUUUUAUUCAAACUGGAAUAUCCCUGCUUUCCUAUGAUAUAGGAAAUCAGUGAUUGUUUUAUUGCUUUAAACUGUUUUGUUUUGAAUUUUCAUUUGAUUUGCGAAUAGGAACCACCAAUUUGUUAUUCUGUGAGUUCCCAUUUAAAGUAGCAAUAGAACCAAUGUGAAACUAGACACUAUCGAAUAUGCCCAGACGGAAUUAUAUUAAUUUAAAAAUGUAUGCUGUAAUCAAGGAAAUUUUUAACAAACCUCAAUGCAUAUAUAAAACUAAAGAGUACUUACAACGAUUGUGCACUGAUAUUGAUCAGCUAUGAAUUCUUGGUUGUUACUACAGCAGUUUGUUUCAGAAUGAUUACCAUCAAUUCACAUUUUAGGCACAAGUUUGAAAAAAUGUUAAGCUCUAUGAUGCAAUUAAAAUAAAGAAAUAUGUGUGCAUACAUUUCACAAUAAGAUACUUGUUCCCUCAAAUAAACAUUCAGCCAAGUAAAUAAGAUAAAGUUAUAAAGAUUAUGUACCUACUUUGUCUUGAGGUUGCAAAAGUGUUCAUUAUGUAAUGAAAUAUCAUUGUAUGAUUCUUAUCAUAGUCCAAUUUAUUUAAUAUUGAGGAUAUAUUGUUGUGUGCAUCAAUCAAAGUUAUAAUCAUUUUAUUCUUGGAUAAAUCGAUAUACUCGUUCGUUUUAUGUUACCAAUACAUUACAAUAUAUUCAAUAUUUUUAAUUUGAUUGAUGCAUAAUAAAUGUAUAAACAUUGA
Molecule: messenger RNA, 1825 nt
Organism: Dalotia coriaria
Lineage: Eukaryota; Metazoa; Arthropoda; Insecta; Coleoptera; Staphylinidae
Gene: Ndfip
Product: Nedd4 family interacting protein
Exons: 4
Coding region: 130-837 (235 amino acids)
Biological process (GO): positive regulation of protein ubiquitination; metal ion transport; ubiquitin-dependent protein catabolic process
Cellular component (GO): perinuclear region of cytoplasm; endoplasmic reticulum; Golgi apparatus
Molecular function (GO): WW domain binding
Source: RefSeq, a predicted model, not a curated record